AUGUAUUUUGAUCAUUUUACCCAGGACUGGAGUGCGCCUGCAGGGGGCAGCACCGCGCGCUCUGACGGCUCAGGGCCGAAGAAGAAGAGAGUCAGCGCUGCGCGGCUUGUGUUUGAUUCUGCAGUUAAGAUGAGUGAGUUCAGGAUACACCACGAUGUGAAUGAGCUGCUCAGCCUGCUUCAUGUGCGCGGUGGUGAUGGGGCAGAAGGCUACAUUGACUUAUUGCAGAAGCAUAGGACUCCGUAUGUCACCACCACAGUCUCUACCCACAGUGCCAAAGUUAAACUGGCAGAGUUUUCCAAAACGCCCGAAGAUUUUCUGAGAAAAUAUGAAGAGCUCAAAUCCAAAAAUGUUCGCAACCUUGACCCUCUGGUGUAUCUUCUGUCCAAGCUAUCAGAAGACAAAGAGACACUUCAGUCACUGCAGCAGAAUGUCAAAGACAGAGCAGAGUCCUCUGCAAACACAACUUCAACCACAACCACCAGUUUCUCAAUUCCUCACACCAGUACAAAGAUGUCCAUGCAAGAGCUGGAUGAGCUACGAAAGAAACUUGGUAAUGUGACCGCCAGUGCUAAUGCCCCAAUGCCUGCUGAAGUAACACGGAAAAUGCUCAGAGAUAGACAUAACAAAAAAAAUCCUACACAGCUCAACCCUGUUUUUCCUAACUGGGUUUAUGAUCGUCCGCCUCUGAUUGGAGACUUCAUCACAGGCUCCACCUCCACAGGAGAGCCACCGGUAGCAGUAGGAACACUGCCUCUGGCGGCUCAAGAACAAGCCCUAGUUGAAGAUCUGCUCUUUGUGCUGAGUGGAGUUGACGGCAGAGACAUCACUGCUCAGCCUGUGCUCGGACGACAAAACCGCUCAUUUAUUGUGGACCCAACUCUGGACAUGUCUGUCAAAGAGCUGGUCAGCCGAAUAUUACCUGUGGCUUCUUAUUACUCCACUGUAACAAGAUUCAUUGAAGAAAAAUCCUCCUUUGAGUAUGGACAAGUGAAUCAUGCUUUGACUGCAGCGAUGAGGACCCUGAUGAAGGAGUACUUGAUCCUAGUCACUCAGUUGGAACACCUCCUGCAUCAAGGCCUGCUCUCUUUGCAGAAACUGUGGUUCUACAUCCAGCCCACCAUGAGGACCAUGGAGAUACUGGCCUCUAUUGCUUCCUCAGUGGACAAAGGCGAGUGUAUGGGUGGUUCCACAUUGACCCUGCUUCAUGACAGGACCUUUAACUACACUGGGGACAGCCAAGCCCAAGAACUGUGUCUGUACCUCACCAAAGCUGCCAGUGUCCCGUACUUUGAGAUUCUGGAGAAGUGGAUUUACAGAGGCAUUAUCAAGGAUCCAUACAGUGAGUUUAUGGUGGAAGAGCACGAGUUACAGAAAGAGAAAAUCCAAGAAGACUAUAACGACAAAUACUGGGAUCAGAGAUACACCAUUGUGCAGCAUAGAAUACCUUCAUAUUUACAGAAAAUGGCCGACAAAAUAUUAAGUACAGGAAAGUAUCUAAACGUGGUGCGCGAGUGUGGGCGCGAUGUGACCUGUCCCGACGCAAAAGAAGUGUUGUAUACCCUUAAAGAGCGGGCCUAUGUGGAGCAGAUAGAGAAGGCUUUUUACUACGCCAGCAAGGUCCUGCUCGACUUCUUGUUGGAAGAGAAGGAGCUGGUAUCACGCCUUAGGUCAAUCAAGCACUAUUUCUUGAUGGAUAAAGGAGACUUCUUCGUGCACUUUAUGGACCUGACCGAGGAGGAGCUGAAGAAACCUGUGGACGACAUCGUUCCGCCGCGACUCGAAGCUCUUCUGGAGUUGGCUUUGAGAAUGAGCACCGCAAACACGGAUCCGUUCAAAGACGAUCUUAAGAUCGACCUGAUGCCUAAUGACGUCAUCACGCAGCUCCUGAGAGUUCUGGCCAUCGAGACGAAGCAGGAGAAGGCCAUUAUCAACACAGAGGCAGCGGAUACAACCCUAAGUGGACUGGAAGCUUUCUCAUUUGAUUAUAUUGUCAAAUGGCCCCUCUCUCUCAUCAUUAACAGGAAAGCCCUGACCAGAUACCAGAUGCUGUUUCGACAUAUGUUCUUCUGUAAACACGUGGAGAGGCUGCUCUGUAAUGUUUGGAUCUGCAACAAGGACUUCAAGCAGUAUUCUCUUCACUGUGGUAAAUGGUUUGCUGCCUCCUUUGCUCUCCGGCAGCGGAUGCUAAACUUUGUGCAGAAUAUUCAGUACUAUAUGAUGUUCGAGGUGAUGGAGCCGACGUGGCACGUGAUGGAGAAGAACCUCAAAACGGCGUCGAACAUCGAUGACGUCCUUCACCAUCACACCAGCUUCUUGGACAACUGUCUGAAGGACUGUAUGUUGACCAACCCGGAGCUUCUGCGAAUCUUCUCCAAACUCAUGUCCGUCUGUGUUAUGUUUACAAACUGCAUGCAGAGAUUCACUCAAAGCAAAAGAAUGGAGCGCAUCUCGUUGGAGCAGGGCGCUGUGGACGCUGCAGCCUCCCGGAACGAUCAGACAGACGACGACAAGAAGAGGCUCAACACCAAGUCUUCAGCAGAGCAUCUAGACACGUUCCAGUCUGAUGCAAGUUUUGAAGCCACCAUUAACAAGUUUGACAAUAACUUCAGUUUGCUGCUGCUGGAUCUUUUGGACAAGCUCAGCAUCUACAGCACCAACGACUGCGAACACAGCAUGAUCAGCAUCAUUUACAGACUUGACUUCAACGGCUUCUACACCGAGCGUUUGGAGAGAAUGGCGGUGGAGCGCAGUCAGAAGGCUGCAGCGUAA
This is a messenger RNA of Knipowitschia caucasica, 2772 nucleotides long. NCBI's taxonomy places the organism in Eukaryota, Metazoa, Chordata, Actinopteri, Gobiiformes, Gobiidae. The record is from the annotation of a GenBank genome assembly.